Molecule: messenger RNA, 367 nt
Organism: Phanerochaete carnosa HHB-10118-sp
Lineage: Eukaryota; Fungi; Basidiomycota; Agaricomycetes; Polyporales; Phanerochaetaceae
Exons: 1
Coding region: 28-348 (106 amino acids)
Source: RefSeq, a predicted model, not a curated record
UGCCCUCACCACGAACAUUGUCCAGGCAUGCUUCAAGAUAUUGAUUUGGCCUUAGUGCCUCGCAGCGAUGCAGACGGUACAGAGAGCGACGGCUCGACUGCCACGCCCACGAGCCCGACUUCUACGACGUCAUCCGCUGCGCGGAAACGCUCUUCCUUAGACACUGCGAGCGAACCCGACUCAACCUCUUCUCACCCGGAUAGUCAGCACGAGGCCUCAAGCGUGGUAGUGCCGCUCGUGCCCUGGGUAACGGUGCUCAUACGCUAUCUUGGGCGCCCCGUCGUCGUGACGUGCCUCGCGCGGGCAUACCUCGCGACACUCACUUUCAGCGUGCGUCUCAUGCAUUGACUUAUACCGCGCAUGUAUU